Molecule: messenger RNA, 3189 nt
Organism: Purpureocillium takamizusanense
Lineage: Eukaryota; Fungi; Ascomycota; Sordariomycetes; Hypocreales; Ophiocordycipitaceae
Gene: SUR1
Product: zinc-finger protein
Exons: 3
Coding region: 726-2912 (728 amino acids)
Biological process (GO): regulation of transcription by RNA polymerase II
Cellular component (GO): nucleus
Molecular function (GO): DNA-binding transcription factor activity, RNA polymerase II-specific; RNA polymerase II cis-regulatory region sequence-specific DNA binding
Source: RefSeq, a predicted model, not a curated record
CCCUAGCCCACGCGCAACAGGGCAACGACGACCGCCCACGGCGCCUCCCCGAGUGCGGCUGCUCUGCGGUCGCGCGCCUGCCGUUGAUACUGUAGUCGCUUCUGCUGCGGCUGCUGUUGCUGCUGCUGCCACCGCCGCCGCCGCCGCCCGCCGGUCUUGUUGCCGCCACCGCCGUUGCCCACUUUCAACUCGCCUCGCCUCACGAUCCCAGCACGAGCCUCCGUUCCCGGCGCACGCUGCGAGGCUCUUCUCCUUCUCCUCAUCCUUCGCUCCGUCCCCCGUCUCCAUCCCCGUCCAUCGCCGCCGUCGCCUCACUCCCGAGCUCUUACCUCUCCUCGGCGUCCACUCCGCUCCCCUCUGGCCCUCCGAGUCGACGCUCACGCUCACAUCUCUGCCCGCCAAGCUGAGCCUCAGACGGAAAACCCACCACCCGUCCCUCCCCGCGGAUUCAGUUGAGCACCCCCCCAAGGCUUUUGCUGCGGUGAUUCGGUACCCCUCCCCGUGGACUAGCAGAAAUGCGUCAAGAGGCGGUAUUGUGCACAGGAGAAUCCGUCUAGGCUGUCCAUUGUCACCAUCCCCUCACGCUCCUUUGCCGAGAUUUUGCUAUCCUCACGACCGAGGGUGGCGCUCAAGAGACUCACUGGGGUGCCACAUCACCCGACGUUCUUGUCUUCUACCUUCUUUCGCGCUUCUAGGCCGUUGGACGACUGCCAACAACACUCACCAUGGACGGCUCCCAUUUGCCAUUUGACGCCCACAUGGGCGCGUCGUCUUCUUCGGCAGCCGGCAUGGCGUCUCUCUCGCUCGAUUUUGACGCGUUCAUGGCCACCGAUCACUCCUCCUCACAAGGGCUUGAGUCUCUCGAGGCCUGCAUACACGACGACUCCUGCCUCGACCACCACCACCAUUUUCGUCAGCCAAAAGCUGGCAGUAAGCUCAAUAGUAGCUUUGCCCAGCCGUAUCCAGCCGGCGCGCCUGUGUCGGCCGGCAGAGGCUAUGGUCAGUCUGCGCAACAACGUAUUUCGGCGACGGCACCCACCUCACCUGCUCUGGACAAUGGCCAGACGUACACCUGGGAAGCCCUCUUCAACGACCAUGCGCUGGACAGUGCCGCCUUGCACUCCGACAAUCUUGGCUUCUGUCACGAUGAUGACUGUGCCUCUGAGUGCAGCUCUGCAUGCGAAGGGAGCUGCCCUAGUCAAUGCGGAGACACUGGCCACGGCGUCUGCUGUGACGAUGAUGCCUGUGGCAGUCCCAACCUGUGUCUUGACGAGGCAUGUCAAGGCGCCAGCCAUCCCUGCAACGACGAGACUUGUCUGGCCGACACUGUCAGUGAAGCACCUUCUCAAGCAAAGACUGUCUUAACGGACGGCGACAAGGCCGCCGCUGCUGCCCUGACUUCCUUUGGGGACAACCAGCUCCAGAUGAUGCAGGACGCUCAAGCUGGCUUUAUACAAGCCUCGCCUACGGCGCCGCCGCCGACUCCGGACGGGCACAUGUCUUUUAUGAAUUUCCCUCAAUCCCUGCCCUGUGGGAGUCUCUCACUAGACUCCAUGUACCCCAGCACCUCGCCUGGCUUUUCACAUCAGCAGUUCCAUAUGGCCUUUGAGUUUGCUCUUGCGAAUCACAUCAUGCAGUAUCACGACCCGUCACGCGGCAUGGCACACGCAGGUAACUGCGUCGCAAAUGACCCAGGCCAGUUCAUCUCCAAAUGCACGCUGCCAAAAUUCAGCCCCAACGACAACAUUACCGACCCCUAUCUCUCACAGCUUCAAGGUGGUCAUGAAUGCGGCUUCCAGGUUCAGGACCCCAAUGCGUUUGCGCAUCACAUCUUUGAAGAGCACAGGCCGGCACUCAUGCUCCAUGCUCAACAUUUUCGACAACCCGAAGCGCCUCAAUCUAACAUUCAUAUGCAACACGGCGCCGCCCACAACCAUGGCUCACACGCUGGGCCCCAGGCCGGCAGUCAAAUGAUUCAAGGCAAAGCUUUCUCACCAUCGCCGUCACCGCUAGUGACCCUCUCUAUGGGCCCGUCUCUCUCAACGACACCGUCAUCGUCGCUCGCCACCCCUUCGCCCCUUGAGUCGGAAACUGGCUUGACUGAACCGAGCUCUAACGCAACAUCUAAGAGCCCUCAUACUGAGUCGAAGCCACUCAUCCUGACCGAGGAGGAUCAGUUCAGGUGUCGAUGGGUCAUGGGUCAUGGUAGCGGUAUCUGUGGCCUGCGCUUCGAAAACGACGAAGAGCUUCAGAAGCACUGUAAGCUGGACCAUCUAAAGCCACUAAAGAAGGUCCGUGGUGGCUUCAGGUGCGGUUGGGAAGGCUGCACGAGGGACACAUGCUUCACCCAGAGGAGCAAGGUGGAGCGCCACAUGCAGGUGCACACCGGAUACAAACCGGUUCAAUGCACCAUCUGCGGCGCAGCUUUGUCUGCAAAGCAGGCCCUUGACCAACAUAUGAGGAUACACACGGGCGAGACGCCUUGGGUUUGCAAGUACCCCGGCUGCGGCUGUGCCUUUAAGCAGCAAAGUGCCCUAACCAUGCAUGAGCGGACGCACACUGGAGACAAGCCCUUGGAGUGUGAGAUUUGCGGCAAGAGGUUCAGUGAAUCCUCCAAUUUGUCCAAGCACCGCCGCACACACAAUGUCAAAGGCAUGCAUGAGUGCCAGCUCUGUGGCAAGGACUUUCAUAGACUGGACCAGCUCCGCCGACACAUGGGCACCAACCACAAGGAUAGACCAGCCGAGGUGGAUGCUCUUUUGAGCAAGGCGAAGAGCAAAAUGCAGGCACAGAAAGUAACCAAGCCGGCGAGGAAAACGAAGGGCAAGGUCGACGCAGACGGCCUGAGCGCCGAUGCGCUCGAAUUGAUUGGAGAUCACCUCGAGGGCGUUGUUAUCGCUCAAGAGUCAUGAUGGGGCUGGAGAGGAGGAGAUGAAUCGGGCAUGCAUUUUGGGCUUUCAUGAGCACUGGCUAUGGUGAAAGCGUCAUCUCAGACGGAGGCAUGGAGUGAGAGACGACCAAGGCGUUGAGGAUACCCCGGAGGCACACAAUGGUGGUGAUAUAAAAGCAAGGCUGAGUGCAUGAUUUGUACAUUUGGAUCCUUUCGAACCGAGUAUGUCGGACACGCUCCGAACGAUGAGCUGCGGUAUGAGAGGCACGAGCAAUAUAAGCAUGAAGCAUGUGAUCGAG